Molecule: messenger RNA, 489 nt
Organism: Rhagoletis zephyria (snowberry fruit fly)
Lineage: Eukaryota; Metazoa; Arthropoda; Insecta; Diptera; Tephritidae
Source: RefSeq, a predicted model, not a curated record
AUGCCUGACUCCGAGUCGACAACGUACAGUUUUCUCUGCAUGGAGUGGACUCGAGCCAAUGCACCGAAGAAGAAGAAGCAACAUCUUACCUCACAGCACAGUUUCAUCCGCCAUGACUUUGACUCCGAUGAUGAUGACAUUGAGGAUGAAGAGGGCGAAGAGGCGGAGGCGGAUCAAAAUGUAAACAACACAAACGAGGCCAGCAGCAGCAGAGUUCAAGCGUCAAACCAAAUGACGCAACGACGACGACGACGACGACGGUUGAAUCUGAACACACUUCGAAAUAUGGCCAUCUACAGGGGACGCAGUUACUCGCUGAGACAAGUCUGGACGACGCAAUCACCACCAUCACAACCGUCGUUGGAAGGCAUCAGCGAGAAUGUGGACGAGAAGAAGGAAAGGCUGCUGGAAGAUCACCUGUCAUCAGCUGAUUUUGAGCGCAGUCAGAGUGAUGGGCAAGCGCUAACAAAGGUGAUUUGUAAAUCUUAA